Molecule: messenger RNA, 2878 nt
Organism: Durio zibethinus
Lineage: Eukaryota; Viridiplantae; Streptophyta; Magnoliopsida; Malvales; Malvaceae
Source: RefSeq, a predicted model, not a curated record
GCGGACGAGCCUAACCCAUUGAGGAAUUCGAAGCAAGAGGCUCGGACGACACAGCUGGAGACAGGCUGUCAGCAACAAAGUCCCAUUCACUUAUUCCCCUAACUACGGCCUCGCUUUCUCUCUCCUUCUUCCUCUUCCUCUUCCUCAUUCUCUCACUGUCUGCAUCUUCAUAUCUACUUUACAACCAGUUUUAAGGGUUUCUGGAUCCCUUUCUCGAUUCUCCGUUUCGUCUUCCGUCGUCGUCGGAUCAAGAUCCUUCUCUUUGUUCUUGGAUCAAAUAAUUAAAGUUUGAGCUAAAGCUUGAAGGUUAGUUGCUGAAACAGCAGUCUAAAUCUGAAAUUUGUAAGUUUUGAAUUGGCUAAUGCUUGACAUAGAUGGAUCUGGUAGAUUGGCAAGAAGAUACAUGAGUUCUGUUGAUAAUGCUGCUUAUUCAUCUUCUCACAUAGUUAAUCUUAGUAUCAUCCAGUAUUAAUUCAGUAAUAGCUUCUGAAAAUAAGUCUCAGAAGGUCGAAGGUCGCUUGUACACUAUCAGAGGAUCCUUUGUAUCCAUGCUGGCAGAGAGCAUGCGUGGAAUCUGUGUUUCGGGUAAUGCCCCUGACGAGAUAUUCUGCCGAAGCAUUUGGUGUGUUGACAAUUUGUCUAGUUGCUCUGUUGAUUCUUCUUGGUUUGUUGUGUAUCGCAUACUCGAUUUACUUGCGUUCACGUGUUCUUAGACUAGGAUUUAUUCAGCUCAGUUAUUUCAGUGGUCCUUGGAUCAUCCGAAUUACAUUCAUUUUGUUAGCCAUCUGGUGGGGUUUUGGUGAAAUUGUACGGCUAAAUUUUCUAAGACGGCAAGGAAGAGUGUUUAAUACACUCAAUUUGAAAUGGCAAGAAAACGUCUGCAAAUUUUACAUUGUUUCAAAUUUAGGUUUUGCAGAACCUUGCCUCUUCCUCACUCUGGUGUUUCUUCUUCGGGCACCUUUACAGAAUAUGGACACUGGAAUACUAAGCAGAAAAUGGAAUGGGAAAACAGCAGGCUAUGUUCUUCUCUACUGCAUCCCUGUGUUUGUUCUUCAACUCAUUCUUAUUUUGAUUGGACCGGAGUUACGCAAGGAUAGGAGAGAAUUACCGCCAUAUUUCACAAGAACAGCUACUACUCCAGUGAUGCAAAAUUCUGCUGAUGACAUCGCUCUCUGCACUUACCCUUUACUGAAUACUAUUCUUCUUGGGCUUUUUGCCACCGUUUUGACUGCCUACUUGUGUUGGCUUGGAAUGCGGAUUUUGAAAUUGGUUAUCAAUAAGGGUUUGCAGAAGAGAGUUUACACAUUAAUUUUCUCAGUUUCAAGUUUCCUUCCAUUAAGGGUUCUUUUACUUGGUUUAUCUGUUUUAUCUAAACCAGAGCAAUUUCUGUUUGAAGCUCUUGCAUUCUCAGCUUUUGUUGUCCUGCUAUGUUGUGCUGGGGUCUGUAUUUGCGUGCUUGUAUACUGUCCAGUUGCGGAUUGUCUAGCUCUGGGGAAUCUUCAUAACUUCGAGGUUAGGAGAAGGGUUGUUCUUGAUGAUCAGAAUGACACUGUUUCUCUUAUCGCUAAUCAGAGCCAUAUUGAAGGAAGUGUUGGUAUUAGCCCUGAGAGGAAUUCUGAUGUCUCUACUAAGCGUGGAUCGAUUUCUUUUCGGACUUUCGAAAAAGAUGGGACCUCGACUGGGGCAUUCGUGGAACUGAGCCUCUUCUCUCCUAGCAGAGAUGUAACCCCACCAGGAUCACCACCGCUUCUGGGCUGGCCAAUGCGGCCUCCAACGCAUGUUCAUGGACCCUAAAAGUAAUCAAGAAACUGAGUAGUUGUGGUGAAUAUCAAUUUUGUGGUAAAGAAAACUGAUUGUAAAGGAUUUAGCUUCAAAAUAAGGAUCUUUAUUCUUGUUUUGUUUUCGUAAAUUUAGAUAUGAUGGUUUUGCUUGAUGGAAUUUAUAAUUCGAAUACCCCUUUUGUAACAUUCUUAUAACCUGUUUUUAUCUGCACCAAUGCUUUUAAAAUUGUGGUUUAUUUUGCUAGGUCGAAAUUGAAGGUUGAAUGGUAUAACGUCAAAAUCGUGCAAUUCUUUUCUGCCUUUUCUCAUGCAAUUCUUUUAUGGUGGUGACCAAGCUUGUUUUAUGACGCCCUGCCUCAUUUUCUUUUCUAAGGACAAUGUCUGCCCUGACUCAUUUUAAAGUUCAAUUUUGAAAAAGAAAUGUGUAGAAGAAUAUUCUUAAUGGACUAAGGUGUCGUAGGGGUUACGUAAGGAGGAUUCAGCAUAAAAAAGAUUAAAAAAAGUAGGUCUUUUAAUUCCACUUUUUCUAGGUGAACUCUGGUCUGGCAUUCCAUUGCCAGCUUAACAUUGCUUUGUUUGGAGCUGGUCUUUGAUGAAUAUGAGCUGGUCAUUGCCUAAUAAUAGGCACCGUUGUUUGUAUUUCUUUUUUGGGGCCCAAAAUUUAAGCAAUAAGGUCAAAGUUCAAGAUUUGACUAAGAAGAUGGGCAUUAUGGUCAUUCCGAUAUUCAAUUGUCGAUUUGUCUUAACGUGAGGCGUCGGUGCGUGCUUCGUGUGCGUUGGUUUAUUACAUUUACAGAAAUUCUAGCAGCAGUUGAUGUAGCAAACGCUUUUGUACACUCGAAUUUAACAGCGCCACAUAAGGCGUGUUUUUAAAGCUAAAACUGGUUACUGAUUAAACUGGAAAAAUUUUAUAAUGAAAUUAUGAGCCUUAACACCAAAACUUUCUUCUUUUCUCUUUGCUUCCCUUUACAUUCUUGCUUAUGUUUUUCUUUUCAUUUUUUAGCAACUUACCUUAGACUUAAUAACUUACUCGGAUGAAUUUGUUUCAAAAUUUUCAAGUUCUAUUUUUAACCAAUAAUAAAAAAUAAUAGCCUGAA